Messenger RNA from Adineta steineri, 696 nucleotides. The record is from the annotation of a GenBank genome assembly. NCBI's taxonomy places the organism in Eukaryota, Metazoa, Rotifera, Eurotatoria, Adinetida, Adinetidae.
AUGAACGACAUAAGAAAUGAAAAGAGCAAUCAACAUUCAGUACCGUUAUCAUUUAUUUUGCAUGAAAUCAAACAAAUAAAUUCAACAUCGAUCAGCUGUAUCUGUGCCACUAAUCCUGAUUGUCAAACUGAAGCCGUCAUUUACGGCAAUAACCCUAGUAUUAUUUCUUAUGAUGACACUAAUGUUAUUUAUAAAAUACCAGGUUUUAUCAGAGGCUGUCUUAAUAGUGACUCACUUAUACAAUCGACUCUGCAAUGUCUAUAUUCAGAAUUAAAUUCAGAUUGUUUUGCAAGACUACUGAUUUAUACAUCAUUGUUCAACCCGACAUUUGAACCAAAUAGAUCCGCGCUUGAUCUACAUGCUCUUGUUUAUGAUCCAACACGGAAUCGUUUUCCUCCAAAUACUUUAAUAUCAAUUAUCUUUAAAGAAAUGAUGCUGGAACAAUGGAAUUCAUCUUGGUCGUAUGAACGGUUUUACGAAUCAUGUGCACCAAAGUAUUGUACUUAUCAUCAGAAAAUUCGUUCAAAGACUAUUGUGGAUAUACUUAUAACGUUGUUGUCCACGAUCGGUGGUCUUGCUGUUUCUCUACGUUUUAUCACUCCUUAUUUUGUCAAAUUGCUCUUCAAAUUAUGGGCAAUGAUACGUAAAAGAAAACAAAAACAACAAGAACAACAAGAACAACAAGGUAAUCAUUGA